Messenger RNA from Danaus chrysippus (African queen), 684 nucleotides. NCBI's taxonomy places the organism in Eukaryota, Metazoa, Arthropoda, Insecta, Lepidoptera, Nymphalidae. The record is from the annotation of a GenBank genome assembly.
AUGUUGAAGACACUAUUAUGUCUAAGCCUCCUUGUAUUGUACGGGAACUGUAAAUACAACAGCUUUAAAAGUGGAGAAUUUAAAGAUGCAUCUGAGAAAAUAACAUCACAAAAGCUCUAUGUUCCGGAUCCUCCCGACCAUAAAAAGUUGGUUGCAAUGGCGAGAUACGUCCUCCAUAACUGCAAUUGGGCGUCAAUAGCCACAAUUUCAACAUUACCAGCCAUUGAAGGAUUUCCAUUUUCGAAUGUUAAAUCUAUUGUUGACGGAUCUCUAGCUAAUUCAACUGGAAUCCCGUACUUUUAUAUGUCGCCAUUGGAUUUCACUGCUCGCGAUCUAUCGAAAGACAUCCGCUCCACGGUGUUAGUUUCUUUAGAGGAGACAAGAUUUUGUGAAUUUAAGAAGUACGACCCCGAAGAUCCGAGAUGCACCAGAUUGAUGUUAUCAGGACUAAUGAAGAAGGUCAAGGAAAACACUCCAGAAUACACAUUUGCAAAGGCCGCAUUAUUUGAAAGGCAUCCAGACAUGGCCAACUUUCCACCUGAUCACAAUUGGUUUGUGGCUAAAAUGAAGAUAGCCCAAAUAGCUAUGGUUGAUUGGUUCGGUGGUGCUAAAUAUGUUCCCGUUAAAGAUUACCUUGCUUACAAUUACACUGGGAUGGAGAUGAUGCAUAAAUUUGACCUUUAA